Eubalaena glacialis (North Atlantic right whale) is the source of this 1467-nucleotide messenger RNA. It is a transcript of the gene KRT39, whose product is annotated as keratin 39. Lineage: Eukaryota; Metazoa; Chordata; Mammalia; Artiodactyla; Balaenidae. The record is from RefSeq and is a predicted model, not a curated record. Gene Ontology annotation, molecular function: structural molecule activity.
AUGGAUACCAAGCUCUGUACAACAACUAUGUCUCCUUCAACGCCAUGCCAAAGCUGUUCUAGAACUGCAAAUUUAAGAACCAUCUUUUCUAACACCAGCUGCCAGCAUUGUGGUCUUGAAGCCAACAGCUGUCAACCACCUGGCCAUGUUCUGAGAGCUCCCCAGUCCCAGGGCUGCCAAUCCACUCCUUGCUUUUGUCUCACACCCCUCUGCUUAAUAAGCAAUGUCAAUGCUUGUUCCUCUCUGGAUGAUUGUGGCUGGUGUGGUGCUGGCACCAACAGUAAUGAGAAAGAGACCAUGCAAAUCUUGAGUGACCGCCUUGCUAACUACCUGGAAAAGGUACGAAUGUUGGAACGAGAGAAUGCCACACUGGAGGCAAAAUGUAAAAUCCAGGAAGAGUGUAACAAAGAGCUCCGGGUCAUAUGUCCUGACUACCUGUCCUACUAUGUUACCAUUGAGGAGCUCUAGCAGAAGAUCUUGUGUACCAAGGCUGAGAAUUCCAGACUGGUCUCACAAAUCGACAACACCAAACUGGCUGCUGAUGACUUGAGAGCAAAGUACAAAGUCAAGGUGUCCCUACACCAGCUAGUGGAGACAGAUGCCAAUGACCUACAGCAGAUACUGAAUGCACUGACCCUGGGCAAGGCUGACCUGGAGGCACAAGUCCAGUCUCUGAAGGAGGAGCUCCUUUGCCUCAGAAAGAACCAAGAAGAGGAAAUCAAUUCCUUACAGAGCCAGCUUGGGGACAGACUCAACAUUGAAGUGACCGUUGCCCCUUCUGUUGACCUAAACCAGCUUCUAUAAGAAAUGAGACGUCAACAUGAGUCCAUCAUGGAGAAAAACCACAGAGAUGUGGAACAGUGGUUCAACGCACAGAUGGAGGAGCUGAACCAGCAGGUGGAGACCAGCACUCAACAGCAGCAGUGCUUCCAGAAGGAGAUCAUUGAACUGAGAUGCACCAUGAACACUCUACAGAUUGAACUGCAGGCCCAGCACCAAAUGAGAGAGUCCCAGGAAUGUGCCCUGGCAGAGACGGAGGCCCGCUACACAGCCUUCCGGGCCCAGAUCCAGUGUCUGAUCGAUAACCUAGUGGCUCAGCUGGCAGAGAUCUGGGGGACUCUGGAAAGACAAAACCAAGAAUAUGAGAUUCUGCUGGACGUCAAAUCCUGGCUAGAGCGUGAGAUUACCACAUACCACAGCCUUCUGGAGAGCUCAGAUGGCAAGCUUCCCUGUCACCCAUGUGCCACCAAAUGUGAGCCUUCCACUUGCAUAUCCAGUAAGGCCAGAGCCCUAGUUCACACAUCAUUCACCCCCUAUGGGAUACACGAGUCCCACGGUGCCUGCAAAACCCUGCUGAGAAUUCUGGUUAAAAUCUGCACCAUCACCGAGGAGAUUAAGGAUGGGAGAGUCAUUUCUUCUCACGAGCACGUGCAGCCUUGCUUCAUCACCAGAACUGCCAAAGUCUGA